AUGAAACCAUUAAUCGCCGCCAUAAGAAAAUCCAGGCUAUGGACAAAGCAAGAAAUUGAACAAAUAAAAAACCUAGAGAAAAAACCUGGCACCACAUGGAAAGAAAUACAAAAGAACUAUUUUCCGAAUCGAAGUCUUUCUGGAUUACUUCAAAAAUGGCAAAAAGAGAAAUCAGUACUCGAAAAACCCAACAAUAUUAAGCACGACGACAGUAACGAUAACAAUAAUGUUUAUAAUUCAAAUUAUCAUCAUUUUUGGACAAAUAAAGAAAUUGAAAAAAUCACCAACUUAGUAUACGAACACGGCAAGGAUUGGUCCUACAUACAAAAAAAUCAUUUUCCGAAUAGAACUGUCGGUGCACUUCAAUCAAAAUGGUGGAAAUUGAAUGCAGGAAAGAUUAUCGCGUUAGAAGAGGAGAUCAAAACAUUGCGUGAAGCUGUAGUAAAAGUUGGCUCCAGGUGGACAUUUAUUUCCAGGGAGUAUUUUGAUUCCAAAUUGCCUCCUAAAUAUUUGAGAUUUGUUUAUAACCGAAUGAUUAAGUCUGAUAAAAGACGCAAAUUGGAGCAAAAGAAUGUAACAACUGCAGAGCAUCAAAAUAUUACCAAAGAUAGAAUCGAAAAGAACGACCGUUCAUCGUUUCGGAAAAUUGAAUCAGAACCUUUCAAUAAAUACCGAAAUAAACGUUUCGAAAAAUUUAUGUCAGACACAAAGAAUGACGUUGAACAUUUGAAUACUGGACCGUGGAACCCAGACGAACAAAUGGUCUUUGAGUAUGCGUAUAAGAAAUAUGGUCAAAAUUGGGAUCUGAUUUCUGAAACUAUUGGAUCUAGAAGCGAAGGUCAAUGCGAAACUUAUUGGAAAGAAAUAAAUGGGAAGAUCAAUUAA
Ambispora gerdemannii is the source of this 885-nucleotide messenger RNA. NCBI's taxonomy places the organism in Eukaryota, Fungi, Glomeromycota, Glomeromycetes, Archaeosporales, Ambisporaceae. The record is from the annotation of a GenBank genome assembly.